Messenger RNA from Exserohilum turcica Et28A, 915 nucleotides. RefSeq lists its product as uncharacterized. The transcript is spliced from 3 exons. Lineage: Eukaryota; Fungi; Ascomycota; Dothideomycetes; Pleosporales; Pleosporaceae. The record is from RefSeq and is a predicted model, not a curated record. Bases 1 to 915 code for a protein of 304 amino acids.
AUGUCACCUCCAAGCGGAUCAAGACAAAGAAUCGUGUUCACAGGCGGGUCUGGGGUAGCAGGCCGCCAUGUCAUCGCCGGACUUCUUUCUCACGGCCAUGAGAUCCUCAAUGUCGACAUGGCACCAUUGGACAAUCCAGACGUCUAUACACUCAAGGCAGACCUGACCGAUGGCGCGCAAGCCUUCAACAGCCUGUCUUGCCAUUUUCGUGUUAGUGAGCCCUUUAUGGAGCCAGUCAAGACGCCAGAUGCAGUUGUGCACUUUGCUGGCAUACCACAGCCAAUGAGGAGAACGGACAACGAAACGUUUCGUAUCAACAUGAUGGGUUCAUACAAUGUUAUCGAAGCAGCCUGUAAGCUUGGCAUCAAGAAGAUUAUCCUGGCCUCAAGUCUGACAGCUUACGGCGUGAGCUAUGCAGAGGGUGAUGUCGAUUACGCUCACUUCCCUGUAACCGAGGACACGCCGACGCGGCCUAUGGAUGUCUACGCAACCUCGAAGAUCUGCAUGGAGCAAACUGCGGCUUCGUUCGCCCGGCGUUUUCCAGGGGUAGACAUUUAUUGUUACCGCAUCUCGAAUAUCAUCGAGCCAGAAAAGCAAGCAGAGAAGUACGAAGCCUACCAAACAAGGCCACAGGAUUUCAAAGUACACGGCUGGUGCUACACGGACGCAAGGGACUUGGCGAACAUGGUACAUGCUGGUUUGCAGACUCAUGGAUUGGGUUUCCAGAUUUUUAAUGCGGUUAACAAUGAGACUACGGUACCACAGUCAGAGGGAAGUACCGAGACUUGGUUGAAGAAGAUGUGUCCGGGAGUAGAGAUCACCCGAAAGAUGGGCGAGAGAGAGGCGCCUGUGUGCAACAAGAAGAUGAGAGAUAUGCUGGGAUGGAAGGAAGAAUUUGGCUGGCGAAAAGCAUAG